Molecule: messenger RNA, 3190 nt
Organism: Bactrocera oleae (olive fruit fly)
Lineage: Eukaryota; Metazoa; Arthropoda; Insecta; Diptera; Tephritidae
Source: RefSeq, a predicted model, not a curated record
CUACCGCCAUGGAUGGCAUGGAGCGGUUCGCGUGUCCUACACCUGAUGUGCAGGGACGAUAUCGCUGCAUAGACGAUCACGUGCUAUGCGACGGUUUCAUCGAUUGUCCGGAAGGUGAAGAUGAAGAUCGAAGAUCGUGUAUGUUCUACAAAACGGUUAAAGCUCACCUAGAUGUUUUGGCGGAUGCGCUGCUUCGCUGGGCGCGAGGGCGUUAAACAACAACAAAAAAACCAUACACGUAUUAAACACAACAUAAACUCGCCUUCCUAUGCAUAAAUGCAAACAGAACAAAAAAAAAAAACAAAAAACACUACACACCAGAAGCAACAUAAAUAGAUAUGUGGCUGCUAGCAUUCACAUGUCGAACACAUAAACAACGACCAACACCACCGCAGCUAAAUUGAAAGCGCAAAAGUACACGACAAACACAAAGCGCCAACAAACCGAAAGUCAAAUAACAAAUUAUUCCCGCAAAAUCAUACGGACGGACACUAAAACACAUACACACACACAAACUCCUAAACGCAUGGUCGCAUAUCAGAGAGAGAGGGAGAGAGAGAGAACAACAGCGAGUGUGAAAGAGAUGGCAAGCGAGUUAGAGCGAGCAAGCGUGCAAAGUUGUAGUACUGAUUGUAAAAAGCUGUAAAAGUAUUGUCAAAAUAACGAAAUACUAGAGAAAUAGGAAACAAAAACCAACAAAAAAAAAACACAAAAAUAAGUAUAACAACUGAAGACAUUAAUUGUUAUUAGCGAUAUGUGUGGCAAGCAUGUGAAAUGCUAACCAAAAAAACCAAUUCAUAAAAUAGUUGUGAAUUGAAAUGAGCGUCUGCAAAAACCCCAAAUGAAUGCCAGCAAAUGAAAACUUAUGUAUGUAGUAGUAAAUGUUUAAUCAACUAGCAAAAAGCAAAGUGUAAGGAAUACUUAAUGUUAUACAUAUGAAUUAUGAUUACAAUUUUGAUUACUUAUUACUUAAUGAAAAAACAAUUACUAUAACUUAACGAUUAUUAAUUAUUAUGAUUAUUAAAAUUUAUUAUAAAUACAACUAUAAUUAAUAUUAAAAAAAAACCUACUAUUAUUAAUAUUUAAACAAAAGGAAAUUUUUCAAAAAUAAAUAAAUAAAAACAGCCAUAAUUAUAAAUAAAUUAAAUUGAAUUAACUGAGAUGUGGCAAAAUAUUUUCGACAUUUAUGUAAUUACUAAAUUAAAUGAUUGUAUAAAAAGUGUUAAUAUAUAAAAAACAAAAAUCAAAUGUUAAUUAAAUAUACAACAGUAAUUAAUAAAAUAACCGAAUACCAAAGAAUACGACGGCAGUUAGGUGUGAGUGGCGCUACGCUUUAGCAUAGCAAACGAAAAGUUUACCCACCCCAAAGUCAUGAGCUUUAGCAAUUGUGUCAAUUGAAGUAAUGGCUUACGUAUAUGUUGUUAAUUUUUUGGAAAAAAUGCAAGAAUGUAUUACUCCGAAAGUUUUCCAAAACUCCGAAUUAUUUUUUUCAAAUCUUCAAUUUUAGUUUUACGCAAAAAUGCAAACACGUCUAACUCCGAAAGACUCCGAAUUCCAAUUUUCUAAGUGUGAUUGUGUUAUUUUGCGACAAUUUUUCAAAACUGAAACAAAUUGCGCAACUGCGAAAAUAUUGCUGACCCCAAAUAUGUACGAAUGUUUAAAAACGUUUCAAUAUCUGCCAAAAAACGAGUUUCUUUGUUUUCGAUUUUCUAAAAGAUUAUUGUAAUAAUACAGUAAUGUAUGGAAAAUGCAUGCUGUUAGCAGUUUGCUUAUUUAACCAAAGCGUUAAUUGUGUUACUUUAACAAAUUCGGAGUAAUGCUUAAUAUUUAGUCGAAGUUCACAAUAAACAAAAAACGAGUAAUAUGUCGUUUCUGAAGCUUACAGAAAUUUAUAAUAUACCACUUCGAAUCAACCCUGAAAAAAGUUUACCAAUUCUGUCACUUUGUACAUUAAAUCAUUCUCAAACAGCAUUGCAGUUAAAAUAAGAGUAAAUUUUUAAACACUAAAAACUAGAUUUCGAAUAAUAAGUAGGUGAGGCGUAUGCUUUUCAAAAUUAUACUUAAUGUUUUCAGAAUUUUGUUUAUAAGCAGGUUUUUAAAUUUUUUCGUUGGAACUUGUUUGUUCAUAUUAAUGAAAAGCUUACAAUAGAUAUAUCACACAAUUUUAAAACUCCGAAAAAAGAUUUUGUUACUCCGAAAAAAAUGUUAUGCCUGGUUCUUUUAAAAUAAAAAAAAAUGCAAACUCCGAAAAUUUUAUGCACUCCGAAAUUUUUUCAACUUUAAUUCAGUACAUCUUGAUAUAAAAACUGAAAUUUCACAAAUCGUUCCACUAUCAGUUGUAAAACUACGGUUAAUUUUCGAACUCCGAAAAAUUUUUUGGCAUCAAAGUUGCGUAAAAACAAAUCAAAGUUGCAAAAUUACGCAAAAUUCUAGAAUGCGGAAAAAGUUUUGACACUCCGAAAAGUUGUAUUUAAAGAAAAAACAAUAUAUAAAUUCUUUUCUAGUUUUAGCGCUAUGAUACCUUUAUAUAUUUGUAUACAUUUUUAUUUUUUUAAGCUUCCUAAGCAAUACCUAUACAUAUAUUUCACGGUGUGCCAGAAAAAAUUGUGGAUUCCACAACAAUUAUUUAACUUUUCAUACCUUCUUUUGUGCGCGCUAUCGCUUCGAAAAUAUCACCUGCACUAGGCGCAUGACUUGUGCUCAAACGCAACGCACGCUCACACCUACCGAAAGUAAUACAUACAUACAUACAUACAUACAUAUGUAGUAGUAUUGAAAUAUGUAAAAUUAAAAAUUACAACUCGUUAGCAUUGCAGGUGUUAUUCUAUAUACAUGUACACAUAAAUAACCUAAAAUAUUUAAAUAACGGCAUAUAUAUAUGUAUACAUAUAUAAAUAUACAUGCGAGUAUAUAGACAAAUAUGAAAAUAUAUACUACUAAAGCGUAUAUUAAUAGUGAGAGUCAUGCAAACAGACAAACAAAUAUACAUACAUAUAUAUAAGCAAACAAGUUACAAUAGCAUAAAUUGUGUGGGCAAUGUAUUACAAUAAAUAAGAAUGAUAACGAAAAUAAUAUACAUACAAACAAAUAUUAUAUAUAAAAAAAAAUUACAAAACAACUAUAAAAACACAAAUACAUGAAAGACUAAAUAUUACUAAAAGUUAUAAGUGAAAUUUAUGAAGUAAAUAAA